Sclerotinia sclerotiorum 1980 UF-70 is the source of this 1716-nucleotide messenger RNA. RefSeq lists its product as hypothetical. The transcript has 2 exons. Lineage: Eukaryota; Fungi; Ascomycota; Leotiomycetes; Helotiales; Sclerotiniaceae. Gene Ontology annotation, molecular function: 4 iron, 4 sulfur cluster binding. Gene Ontology annotation, biological process: iron-sulfur cluster assembly. Gene Ontology annotation, cellular component: cytosolic [4Fe-4S] assembly targeting complex. The record is from RefSeq and is a predicted model, not a curated record. Bases 1 to 1716 code for a protein of 571 amino acids.
AUGAGCGCAAUUCUCUCCGCAGACGAUUUAAAUGAUUUCAUUUCCCCAGGAGUCGCAUGUAUAAAACCCGUCGAAACUUUACCAGCUGCAAAACCUUCUGCGGAUAAUGAACUCGAAAUAUCCUUCAAUACCGAUGCCCCUCUUCCUUCCGAUUUACCCCCCGCCCAGAUAUCACUCACGGAUUGUCUCGCAUGUUCAGGAUGCGUCACUUCUGCGGAAGCUGUCCUUGUAUCUUUACAAUCGCAUGCCGAAGUAUUAUCACAAUUAGAUUCAGCGCCUGGUCUUCGCCUAUAUAAAAAUGCGACAGGGACAGGUAUAAAGGUGGAAGGAGUAGAACAAGGAGGGAAAAUAUAUGUCGCAAGUGUCAGUCCGCAAUCACGAGCGAGUAUUGCUGCCACUUUUGGAGUUACCGAACGAGAAGCAGGCUAUAUGAUUGAACACUUACUUAGCGGGCCAAAAGGAAUAAAGAACAGGGCGGUUUAUAGGAAUGCAUUUCAAUGGGUUGUGGAUACAAAUAUUACGAGAGAGGCAUGUUUAGUACUUGGAGCUGAGGAAGUAAUAGCGUCUAUGACAGACACCGGAUCUAAGAAACCAGUCCUGACAUCUUCUUGUCCUGGAUGGGUAUGCUACGCCGAAAAGACACAUCCACACGUUUUACCUCAUUUAUCACGGAUGAAAUCACCACAAGCAUUGAUGGGAACUCUUAUAAAGACGACUUUAAGUCGAAAACUUGGUAUUUCACCUGAUAGGAUAUGGCAUGUAGCUGUUAUGCCAUGUUUCGAUAAAAAGCUGGAAGCUAGUCGAGAGGAAUUGACCGACGCUGUUUGGGAAGGAACAGGAACUAGGGGCGUUAGAGAUGUCGAUUCUGUUAUCACAAGCAAGGAGUUACUCAUGCUCGCAGAUUCCAGAGGCAUCGAAUUUUCCAAAUUACCUCGGACUCCAAUACCUACAUCCUCACGCAUACCGUUCCCAGAUACAAAAAUAGACUCUUUUCUCUUCCCAUCCAAUCGCAAAGGUAGCGGCAACGGUAACCGCGACGCUGGUACUUCCGGUGGAAAUCUUCAUUAUGCCCUCCAUUAUUUUGCAUCCCAGCAUAAAGGAUCAUCCAUCCAAACGAUUAAAGGUCGAAACGUAGAUGUUGUGGAUUAUACUGUUGUCGCAGAAAACGGUGAGAUACUGUUAAAGGCAGCCAGAUAUUAUGGAUUCCGAAAUAUUCAAAAUCUUGUCCGACGACUAAAGCCAGCAAAGCCGUCUCGAAUGCCUGGUGGUAAACCUAUCGGAAGCGCUAGGCGGCCAAAUGGUAAAGCUUCCGGUCCCGAUUAUAGUUAUGUUGAAGUUAUGGCAUGUCCAGGUGGUUGUACCAACGGGGGUGGUCAGAUCAAGGUUGAUGAUCCAAUAAAUACUAGCCGGUUGGAAGGCGAUGCGAAAGCCGGUCCACAAGAACAAAAAAUGUGGCUGGCUCAAGUUGAUGAGGCAUACUUCUCUGGAGAAGAUAAUGUGGAGUCAUCGAGUGUUGAUGACCGUAAUGAUUUAGUUGAAGGGAUCUCACCAUCAUACAUCAAAGAUACUCUAUCGCAUUGGGCGGCAACCACGGGCCUAGAUCUGGAAAGAUUGGUGUAUACGACAUACCGGGAGGUUGUUAGUGAUGUUGGCAAAAAUGUCGGGGAUGCCGAAAGAGUAAUAGAAAUCGCCGGUAAAAUUGGCGGAGGUUGGUAG